Molecule: messenger RNA, 6315 nt
Organism: Naegleria gruberi
Lineage: Eukaryota; Heterolobosea; Eutetramitea; Acrasida; Naegleriidae
Exons: 1
Coding region: 1-6276 (2091 amino acids)
Source: RefSeq, a predicted model, not a curated record
AUGAAACAAACCAUCUUCUUUUUCAUAUUACUAUCAUUUAUUUUGCUGCUGCUGUCAAUCUCUUCAACUGAUGCCUGCAACUGCAAUGGACGAGGACUUUGUAAUAUUCUUGCUAAUACUUGCGUUUGUAAAGAUAUUAAUGCAGUGAAUUCUCUAUCUGGAGGUCAGACGCUAGCUGCUGGAUCAGCACUCGUCUCAUCGAAUGGUUUAUUCAGAGCAGAGAUGCGAACAGAUGGCACUUUCAUUGUAAUUGGAGGUGAUGGACAGAAUUAUACGAGAACUGGAACAGCUGGUUCUGGAUUGUUAUUUACCACAAAUGGAGUAUUACAGAUUGGACUCUCUAUUAUAUCGACAGUGUUGAGUUUAUUGAAUUCUUCACCCAUGUUAGUAUUGAGAAAUGAUGGAGAAUUGGCCAUUUAUUCACAACCAUUGCUUGGAUCAGUUACUUUGGAAUGGGGAAGUGGAACUGGAGCUGCUAUUGCUCCAACAAGUGAUGAUUAUUUAUAUGGAGGAUCAAAUUGUGAAAUUGCAAAAUGUGGAGGUUUAUUACCAAGUGCUCCACUUGUUUGUUCCAGUAAGGGAACAUGUAAUGGUUUGGGAGAGUGCAUUUGUAGUGAUGGAUAUUUUGGAGGAUUGUGUAAUGUAUUGUCGUGUGCUGGGAUUUCUCAAUUGAAUGGUUCGGUUUGUUCUGGAAAGGGAACUUGUGAUGGUAUGAAUUUGUGUAAUUGUCAAAAUGGAUUUUUGGGAUCGACAUGUGAAGCUUUUAAAUGUUUCGACAAGUUUAUGAAUGAUACUAAUGUCUGUAAUUUGGGAUCUUGUUUGGGUCCUGAUUUGUGUCAGUGUCCUUUAGGAUAUUUUGGUUUGAAUUGCUCAAUUCCUAAAUGUUUCGGCUUACUGGGAAAUGAAACUAAUGUUUGUGGAGCAAAGGGUUCUUGCAUUGCUCCAGAUAAGUGCUUGUGCCAAUCUGAUAUUCUUGGAGAUGUUUGUAAUGUUUUCAAAUGUUUCAACAAACUUUCGAAUGAAACUAAUGUCUGUGGAGGAAAUGGGUCAUGCAUUGGAUUAGACAAAUGUUUGUGCAAAGAUGGAUUUUUUGGUGAGCUAUGUGAUAAGGUGAAAUGUUUCGGCAAGCUUUCGAAUGAAACUGGAGUGUGUGGUUUGGGUCAAUGUAUUGGAACUGAUUUGUGUCAGUGUCCUUUAGGAUACUUUGGUUUGAAUUGUUCAAUUCCUAAAUGUUUCGGCUUACUGGGAAAUGACACUAAUGUUUGUGGAGGAAACGGUUCGUGUAUUUCUCCUGAUCAGUGUUUAUGUAAAAGUGGCUUAUUUGGAGAUUUAUGUGAUAAGGUGAAGUGUUUCGGCAAGCUUUCGAAUGAAUCAGGUGUCUGUGGUUUCGGUCAAUGUAUUGGAACUGACCUAUGUCAAUGCUUACCUGGAUACAGCGGAGAGAAAUGUAAUUUAUUCAAAUGUUUCAACAAAUUCAUGAACGAUACCAAUGUCUGCAACUUGGGAACUUGUUUGGGUCCUGAUGUGUGUCAAUGUCCAUUGAAUAAGUUUGGUCUUGAUUGUUCCCUUUCGAAUUGUUUCGGCAUUCUCUCAAACGAAACCAAUGUUUGUGGAGGAAAGGGCAUUUGUACAGGACUAGAUCAAUGUCUAUGUCAACCAGAUGCCUUAGGUCCAGUUUGUAAUGUUUUCAAGUGUUUCGGCCAUUUAUCCAACGAAACUAAUGUAUGUGGUUUCGGCCAAUGUGUAGGAGCUGAUAUCUGUAGCUGUUUACCAGGUUAUGGUGGUGAAAGAUGUGACAUUCUCAAAUGUGGCAAUUUCCUAGCAAACGAAACUGGUGUCUGUAAUGGAUUAGGUUUAUGUACUCAACCUGGAAAGUGUCUCUGUAAUCAAGUUGGUGUUUUGGGAGAUUUAUGUAAUGUAUUCGAUUGUUUUGGAAAGUUAUCGAAUCAAUCAGGAGUUUGUGGUUUAGGUUCAUGUAUUUUACCAAAUAUUUGUAAUUGUCCACUUGAUGUAUUUGGUUUCGAAUGCAAUGACUUUAAAUGUGGUUUAUUAUGGAAAAACGAAAGUUCUGUAUGUAAUUCGAAAGGUUCAUGUAUUGGCCCUAAUUUGUGUCAAUGUUUGAAUGGAUAUGGUGGUCAAUUCUGCCAAGAUUUUUCAUGUUUUGGAAAAGUAGCUGGUGCUUGUUCCAAUCAAGGUCAAUGUAUUGGACCUAAUCAAUGUCUUUGUAAUGACAAUUACUUUGGAAGUUUUUGUAACAUUACAACAUGUUUUACAAAAUGGUCAAAUUCAAGUAAUCCUGCAGAGGUUUGUUCUGGAAGAGGACAAUGUGUUGGUCUUGAUUUAUGUCAAUGUAUUGAUGGGUUUGAUGGACAAAAUUGUCAGGUUGAUUUGAGAAUGUUUGGAGUUCAAUUGAAUUCUUCACAAAAUGUGAAUGUCAUGUGGAAUGACAAGUCAGAUGUCAAUUUGGUAUUUUCCACACUUCCUGAACUGAUUAUUGAGCCACCUGUGUCAAAUCCUCGAUUGAGAUUUGAAGUAACUUGUUUGACUAAUUGUGUGGGUAAAGAUUCCUUCCUAGUUUCAUCCAGUGUCAUUAACCAAUUGACUGGUCAAUUCAACGUCCAGCUCAAUACUUCCUUCUUGUUAGAUUUGGGACUUCCAAACUUCCAAUUCAAAGUUAAAGCAUAUUAUGCUAACAAUGCUCCAUACGCCGAAAGAUUUUCCAAUUAUCUCUACUUUAACAUCAAUGUUUCAGGAGGUUUACAAAAGAUGAGAUCUUUGGGAAUUCCACAAUAUUUCAUCAAGUCAAGUUUCCAAUCAACUGAGAUAAUUAACAUUGAUUCGACGAUAUUCGGCAUGUAUUUGGAUAGAAUUACUUAUUACAACUUGGUCAAAAGUGUUUGCUCUUGGGGUUCUUGUUUAACUCCUAGUCAACCGUUGAAGUUUAGUUUCAUAGUUGAUGAGGAAAAGACAAAUUCAACAUUUUCCAAUAUUUUAAAUCAAUCUGGUGAUUUAAUCAUCAAUUCUCUUUCUCCAAUAAUUAAUAAUGAUGGAUUCACUCUUGUUGAAAUUACUUUCCAUAAGAGAAAUAUUGAACUUUCCAGAGAUUUGACUCUUUAUCAGGAAACUAAACAAUUUAAUCUUGGAUUGAAUAUUUCCAAUACAGAUGGAAUGAAUCUAGAUAGUUGGUUCAUAUCCAUUCCAGUUUAUUCCUUUUCAAUUCCGACAAGUCCGUUAUUCCAAGUUUCUCCAUCAAGUGGUUUGGCAUUGGAUGUAGAAUUUGAUAUUCAAAUUAAACCUUGGUCAGUACCAUCAGGAUCUGGUAUUCAAUUGCAAUAUGCUAUUGGAUUUAGAGAUGGAUUGACAAGUGUCAGAUUGUCAGAGUUCAGUACAAAUACUUCACUUGACACUUACUUGCCAUUCAUUAGGCAAACUGAAUCCAAGCAAUCAACAUUAGCUAUGGUUCUGUUUGUUAAAGAUUCUAUUGGAAAUGUCAGAACAUUUACCGAAAUUUCACAACAAGUUUCCAUUACUGCCUUUAAUGGAAAUAUUGAACAAUUAUUGGAAAAACUGAAUACCAUUGAUGUUGCUUCCUAUGAUGAAUCUUUCUCCUUCUUUAGUUCCAUUUCAGAUAAGAGAGAAUUUAUUAAGGGAGUUUUGAAUAACGGACUUGAAAUUGAUACAACGUAUCCUUCGUCUAGUUUAGUCAGAUUGAGAAAACUUUCUCAAAAUCAAACUCUAUUGGAUGAAGGAAUAGUUUCAUCUGUUUCCAAGAAAGUUGAAUCGUUUGUUAAUUCAACAAGUUUGAGUUAUUUGAAUGAAAAGAAAUUAUUGGGAAGAGUUCUAAACAAAUUGUCAAGUGACAAUUUGAAUUCAACCUUGACAGUUACAUCAAAUAUUUUGUCAAGCAAGUUGAAUUAUAAGAAAUCAAUUCAAGUUACAGAAGAAUUAUCAAGUAUGGUACUUUUGGGUGAGGAAGCUAUUUCAGUUUCGAAUAAUGCAUCUUUACCAAUUGUGGAAUAUUCUCUUCCAUCAUUUACAAUUUCAGUUUCAAGCUUUAGAUUGGAAUCAAAAUCCAAUUCAACAACUUCCUUCUCAUUCCAAAAUAGUAUUUCACUCAAUUUGAAUGAUAUUUUAACCUCUUACAAUGGAUUUACAAAAGAUUCAGGUGUUUCUCUACUUGUUUACAAUGAUAAUCCAGUUUCUGAGGAAAAUUCCACUCAAAGUUCUCACAUUAAGAACUUUAAAUUCUUUAUCGAUAACUCUUUAACCAUUUUACAAAAUUUGAAAGAACCAAUCGUCUUGUCUUUCCCAAUUUUGGUAACCAACACUACAGGUUUCAACUUUUCAUGCAAAUAUCUGGAUGAAGUUGCCAAUUUAUGGAAAUCUGAUGGUUGCUCUUUGAUUGGAUCUGAUUCAUCCAAUGCCUAUUGUGCAUGUACUCACACAACCAUGUUUUCUACAUUUUUGGAAAGAACCACAACCACAACAAUUACACCAGGAAAACCACUCGAUAGUAAUACUGCUCUCCUGUUAGCUCAAAUUGCCUUUGGUGUUGUAUUUUCCAUAAUUUCACUUGUUGGUCUUGUUUUCAUUUCGAUUAAUAGAAACAAGCAACCAAUUAAGAGUAGAUUUGUAACUCCAUAUUUGGGAUUGAGUGCCUUGUUGAUUGAAUGUGUUUUGGCGUUUAUUGUGCAGAGAAGUGUCUUGGUUGCUAACUUGUACGAAACUGAUUCGAAUGCCAAGAAGAAUAAUGAUUAUGCAGCAAACAUUUUGGCUAAUAUUGUUACAAUUAUUGUAAACACGAUCAACCUGACAGCAAUUUUGAGCUAUUUGAUCCAAGUAAGCAGAUUCCAAAUAUUGAAAUACCUCUACCAUAUUAUGAGAUCUCGUUCUGAUCAGGAAAUGGCAAAACAAAUCAAGCAUGUGAGAAGAAUUUCAUCCAACAAAUUAUUUGCAACAAUUCUCUCAAUCUUUGCCGUAUUGAAUGUUAUUUAUUGGACAGUGCUAGUUAUUUUGUUAAGAACUGGAGUGUUGACUGCUGAAAUUUACACCUACAUUGUCUCAAUUUCCUAUUCUGCAAUUAUCAUUCUUUUAGGAAUUUGCAUUAGUUCAGUAAUUUUAUUUGAUGGAAUUUCCUACAUGUCCAUUGAAAAGAAGAGAAGAAAUUUGAUCGAUGCAGCAAUGAGUAGAAUUAUGGGAAAUUUGGGUUCAGAAAAUGGUCAAAAAACCACCAGAGAAUUCUUCCUUGUUAGACUAAAGAAUUGGUUCACUAGUUUGGAUGGUCCACUCUACUUUAGAGCUGAAAUGAUUUGUUUCUUGAUUAGUUUCUUCUUCCUUUUGGCUAAUCAAAUUAUUGGAUUGUCAACACUUUCACUCAGAAAUCUUUCGAAUAGUUCACAGACAGCUAUUACCAAUAUUUCCAUUGAUACUUCUUUAAUUGUCACAGAUUCCUUAAUAUUUGCCUUUGAAAUUUUAUAUGCCAUUUGGUAUGUGUUAGUGUUUGGAGGUUUGGCUUCCUUUAUUUUCACCAAGAUGAAUAUUCGUGCUCUAUUGGAAGGCAAACUAAACUCCAAGAAGAAACAAAAUCAAGGAAAUCAGGUUGCUCUUGAGGAGUCUUCAGAAUUGGGAGAAGAUAUGAAACGUGUCUUUGACGACCAAGAUGGAUACAACUUGUUUGAAGUGUAUUGUAUUAAGGAAAUGGCCUCGGAGAAUUUAUAUCUCUUCAAGGAAUUACAAUCUUCAGUCAGCUUAACCAGAUCAGCAACCAUUUCAGUACCAGACUUGUAUGAUCUCUUAACCAAUGUCAGGAAAGUUUAUAUUGCUUCUGGAGCCACUUGCGAAGUUAAUAUUUCUGCAAAAUGUAGAAAGGAAUUUGAAGCAUUCUAUUUUAGAGUUGAAAGAAUGAAGAAAUCAGAAAUUCAUGAAAUUUUCAACUCAAAUUCUUCAACUCCUCCAAAAUCUGCAAACAAUAAGAAGUAUGUUCUCACAUCAUGGAUCCACAAAUCUCCAAGAGAAACUCAUCAUUCCAUAAGUUCAGAAACUGCUCUUGUUAAUGGUCCUCCAUCACCAAAGAGUACUGACUCAAUUGAUACACUCAAGGAAGGUGAGAUGUUGACAAGUAGACAAGUGACUGAAGGUAUUGAAACAUUGAAACAGGAGGUGAUUAUUAAUCUUGGAGAUACCUUCUCUCGUUUCAUUUUCACAAAGGAGUAUAAGUUGCUUCAACAAACUUCCUUACAAAAAACUCAAUUAUUAGAAACAACAAACUUGGUUUAAAUACCAAAUAUACGAAUAAUAAAUAAUUACAAUAUUUAC